This is a messenger RNA of Syngnathus typhle (broad-nosed pipefish), 5770 nucleotides long. RefSeq names its product strawberry notch homolog 1 (Drosophila) (gene sbno1). The record is from RefSeq and is a predicted model, not a curated record. Gene Ontology annotation, molecular function: histone binding; chromatin DNA binding. The coding region runs from base 401 to 4618 and encodes 1405 amino acids. Lineage: Eukaryota; Metazoa; Chordata; Actinopteri; Syngnathiformes; Syngnathidae. Gene Ontology annotation, biological process: regulation of DNA-templated transcription. The transcript has 33 exons. Gene Ontology annotation, cellular component: nucleus.
AGAAAGAAGACUCGCCCCGGGGUCACGUGAUGCUUUGCUACUACGUUUGGCCGAUGCGAUGUUUGUCGUUUGCGUCAAAAGCAUCAAAGAGGGCCAUCUUUGUCCUUUGUGCCGAUGCGUUGUCGUGGCGGCGCGGCGGCUCCAACAGCCGCAUUGGUGCUGGUGGAACGACGCCGGGCGGGACGAUCCACUCGACGACGGGAGGAGCGGAACCAGAGGAGGCUAAGCGAGGCCUAGCGCACGUCACGUGACCAGCAUGCGGCGGAGAGCUUGAUUAAAAAAAAGAAGAAGAAGAAGAUGGCGUGAGAGCAGCGGCGCGGACAGGACAACAACCGAACCCUCGCGGCGAGGCACCCUCACUGCGGACGUAGAGUGCCCCGUGUUCCGCCACUCAAGUAAGAUGGAUCCCGAACAGGAUUUACUUCUCACUGCUCUCAGCGAGAGCGGCAUUUGCCCCAAUGACAUUGGAGUAUUUGACGUCGAUUCUCAGGAUGUCGCGCAGCCCUCCGCAGCUCAGCAAUCUAUCUCAAUCAGCGCCCUGGAUGCCGGCUUGGGGAACGAGUCUGGGGAAGUUAAAACUGAAUCGCCGCCCCCAGGUCCCAUCGUGACUAUCAGGCAACACAAACCUCAGCCGUCGACCACCACCUUUGUCUUAAAUCAGCUGAAUCAGCUUCCGUCGCUCGGAACGGCCACCACCAAGCCGUUGUCGGGGAACUCCGUCAAACACACCAUCACCGUCACCAAGGUGGUCCACGUCCCCAACGCCGCCCUGCGAGGCUCGUCCACGCCCACCUCCACGAUCACCACCCCCUCAGUGUCCACAGCCGUGCCUUCAAACCCCGACCAGAUCCAGUUAAAAGACCUCCUCAGGGCGGGAGGUGCCAAGAAUUCAAGCCUGAAGGGCAACAGUCUGGUGGAGCUCAUGAAACUCAAGCCUCCGCCAGACAUCGCCACGCCGGUAGCCACCGCCACAGGGCCCAGUGAGAUGAACAACGGCAUCAAGAAGGAGAACCCGGCAAAAGAAAACGUUAGAAACUGGAACAACGACGAGGUCAAAAUGCACGCUUUCUCACAUUCCCUGCACGCGCCCGGGACGAGGGACGAGGACGAGCCUGAGGAGGAGGAAGAGGAGGAGUUGGGUCACGCCGAAACGUACGCAGAGUACAUGCCGAUGAAGCUGAAAGUUGGCCUGCGGCAUCCCGACCCAGUGGUGGAGACCAGCUCCCUGUCCAGCGUCAACCCGCCGGACGUUUGGUACCGCCUGACCAUCCCGGAGGAGGUCAUCGACCGCGGCUGCCUGUCGGCUCUGCAGCUGGAAGCCAUCACGUACGCCGCACAGCAACACGAGACGUUCCUGCCGAGCGGCGACCGAGCGGCCUACUUGAUCGGCGACGGCGCCGGUGUGGGGAAAGGUCGCACCAUUGCCGGGAUCAUCUAUGAGAAUUACCUCCUGGGCAGGAAGCGGUCGCUAUGGUUCAGCGUUUCCAAUGACUUGAAGUAUGACGCCGAGCGGGAUUUGAGGGACAUUGGCGCCAAGAACAUCCAGGUCCAUUCCCUCAACAAGUUCAAGUACGGCAAGAUCUCCUCCAAACACAACGGCAGCGUGAAGAAAGGCGUCAUCUUCGCCACUUACUCGUCGCUGAUCGGAGAGAGCCAGUCGGGCGGCAAGUACAAGACCAGGUUUGAGCAACUGCUCCACUGGUGUGGCGAGGACUUUGACGGCGUUAUUAUCUACGACGAAUGUCACAAGGCUAAAAAUGUGUGUCCCAUCGGAUCGUCCAAACCCACAAAAACAGGGCUGGCGGUGCUGGAGCUUCAGAACAAACUCCCCAAGGCCCGCGUGGUGUACGCCAGCGCGACAGGUGCUUCGGAACCAAGGAACAUGGCUUACAUGAACCGCCUGGGCAUCUGGGGCCAUAAAACACCUUUCAGGGAGUUUGGCAACUUCAUUCAAGCGGUGGAGCGCAGGGGCGUGGGCGCCAUGGAGAUCGUCGCCAUGGAUAUGAAGCUGAGGGGAAUGUACAUCGCCCGGCAGCUGAGUUUCACCGGCGUGACGUUCAAGAUCGACGAGGUCCCGCUGACUCAUCGCUACAUUCAAAUGUACAACAAAUCGGUCAGGCUGUGGGUGAGCGCUCGGGAGAAGUUCCAGCAGGCGGCCAACCUGAUGGAUGCCGAGCAACGUAUGAAGAAGUCCAUGUGGGGCCAGUUCUGGUCGGCCCACCAAAGGUUCUUCAAGUACCUUUGUAUCGCCUCCAAGGUCCGGAGGGUGGUCCAGCUGGCCAGGGAGGAGGUCCAGAAUGGGAAGUGUGUGGUGAUCGGCUUGCAGUCCACCGGAGAAGCCAGAACUCUGGAGGCCUUGGAGGAAGGUGGCGGGGAACUUAACGACUUUGUGUCAACCGCAAAAGGUGUGCUGCAGUCCCUGGUGGAGAAGCAUUUCCCGGCUCCCGACAGACGGAAGCUUUACAGCCUGCUGGGCAUCGACCUCUCGGCCAAGAAGACUCCUUCGCCUGCUGACUCCACGUCCCAGUCCCAGCAGAAGGGCAAGAAAAGGAAAGCCCCGGAGAUUAAGACGAAACAGCAGAAGAAGAGAGCUCGCAAUCACGGCGGACUGUCGGGCACAAGCUCGGACGAGAGCCAGUCGGACGAGUCGGACAAAGACUCGGGCAGGGACGGCGACAGCGACGACAGCUUCAAAUCGGUCAGCUCGGCGGACGAGGACGACGACUUCAACCCGUUCAGAGAGGAGUCUGGCGAGGACGACGAGGACGAUCCCUGGCUUGUCCGCAAGGAGCCCAAGAAGAACAAAGAGAAAAAGAAGCAAAAGCGAAGGAAGAGCAUCGACCCCGAUUCCAUUCAAAGUGCCUUGCUGGCCUCGGGCCUGGGCUCCAACCGGCCGACGUUCACCGCCCCCGUCACCCCUACGCCCACGCCGACUGCAGUUAAAGCGGAGCCCGACAACAGCUGCUUGACGAGCCAGGACGCCGUGGAACACGCUCAGAAGAUGAAGAGGGACCUCCUGGAAAAACUGGAGGAGCUGGCCGAGGAGCUGCCACCCAACACGCUGGACGAGCUCAUCGACGACCUGGGAGGACCCGAAAAUGUUGCUGAGAUGACGGGUCGCAAAGGCCGCGUGGUCAGCAACGACGACGGCACCAUCACGUACGAGUCCCGUUCAGAGCUGGACGUUCCCGUCGAAAUCCUCAACCUCACGGAGAAGCAACGUUUCAUGGACGGGGAAAAACACAUCGCCAUUAUCUCGGAAGCGGCCAGCUCGGGCAUCUCGCUGCAGGCCGACCGCCGGGUCAAGAAUCAGCGCCGCAGGGUCCACAUGACGCUGGAGUUGCCGUGGAGUGCCGACCGAGCCAUCCAGCAGUUCGGAAGAACUCACAGGUCCAAUCAGGUCACGGCUCCCGAGUACGUCUUCCUCAUCUCCGAGCUGGCUGGCGAGCAGAGAUUUGCCUCGAUCGUGGCCAAAAGAUUAGAGAGUCUUGGGGCGCUCACGCAUGGAGACAGAAGAGCGACGGAGACUCGAGACCUCAGCAGGUUUAACUUUGAUAACAAAUACGGACGAAACGCUCUUGAAAUCGUAAUGAAGUCGAUAGUGAAGCUCGACACGCCGCUCGUGUCGCCCCCCUCGGACUUUCAAGGAGAUUUCUUCAAAGACGUUCAAAGGGGCUUGAUCGGCGUGGGCCUCAUUAAUGUGGAGGAUCGAUACAACUCGCUCUCCCUGGACAAAGACUAUAACAACAUUGGGAAAUUCCUCAACCGCAUCCUGGGCAUGGAGGUCCAUCAGCAGAACGCCUUGUUCCAGUACUUCUCCGAGACGCUGGCGGCCGUCAUCCAGGAAGCCAAGCGCAACGGCAGAUUCGACAUGGGCAUUCUUGAUCUUGGUUCUGGUGAUGAGAAGGUAAAGAAGUUGGACUGCAAAAAGUUCCUGACGCCGGGCUACACGGCGUCAGGCCACGUUGAGCUUUUCACGGUGGGCGUGGAACGAGGGAUGUCCUGGGAGGAAGCCACGCAUGCGUGGGCGGAACAGAACGGGUCGGACGAUGGCUUCUAUGUGCAGUCACGGAACAACAAGAAGACAGCCAUCUUGGUGAAGGAGGUGAACACAAAGAAGAGGCUCUUCCUGGUCUACCGGCCCAACACGGGGAGGCAGCUCAAGCUGGAAUCGUACGCUGACAUCAAGAAGAAGUUUAAGAAGGUCUUAUCAGAAGACGCCAAGCAACACUGGAACGAACAGCACAGCUCGUCAGCAAAGAUUUGCUCGCAUGCUUUCUGGCGGGGCAACUGCAAGAAGGCCUCGGUGGGGCUGCAGUGCGAGGUGGGCCUGCGCUGCCGCACGUAUUACGUGCUGUGUGGUUCUGUGCUGAGCGUGUGGAACGAGCUGGAGGAGGUGCUCACGCCCGUUAGCGGCACCAACGUCAAGGUGCAGAUCGUGCGUCUGCGCACCGAGGACGGCCAGCGAAUCGUCGGACUGAUCAUUCCGGCCAACUGCGUGUCGCCGCUGAUGCACAAGCUGUCCACGUCGGACCAGUUCCAGCAGCUGGCCGUGCAGGAGCAGUACAAGAGGCAGCAACUGCACCCCCAAAGCCUGAGCCACGUGCCCAACACAUAGUGAUGGCAAGACGGACGGCGUCGUCAACGCGGACUGGUGUAUAUACAGGAAAAAAAAAAAAAAGAAACGUUUCAGGGUUGUUGUUUUUUUUGUUGUUUUUUUAAAUUCUCUUUUAAUUUGGAAGACUCGCCAUCACCCCUCAUUCCGACAGGGGUGAUGUUUUUCGUCCUCUGACAUUCAGAGUAGAAGAUGUGCGACGGACCCCUGCCACACUGGAAACUGAGCGCUACGUUACAAUCCAAGAAUAAAUCCUUCAGACUUUCACUUUUCCAUCCGUGUUUCAUUUCCCACGAUUGUCGUGAGGGAUCUUUGUUUCGACCUGCGUUACUCGAAACUCCAAAAAAGUUGGAGAUUUGUGAUUUGAUUGACCCGCAUGACGUCUUUUAUUGUUUGCUUUGAAUGGUCUUCUCAGGUGUUUGACCACGACAGCUCAUUCCGUAAUCAAAUACGUCCUUUUCGUCUUCCAUCAUGUGACGUAGGAUGGCACCGCUACAACCGCUAGUGGAGAAAUAAAUCAAUUGUUCUUGGUUCAGAAAUGCCAAUAGGAAUCAUGCUAAUGUUGAUUUAUUUUUUAUUUUUGGGACAUUGAUAUUUUUAAAAAGUUGUAUAUUGAACUGGCCCGUUCAUAUCUUCAAAACUCUACUUCGAGUUUGCCUUUCAUGGAAAGCUGUUUGAGCAUUUCAUGUCCACUCCGUGUACUUGUAAUGUUAUUAGUAAGACAGUCAUUCUGCUAAUGUAUGUUCAUGAGUGUAUGGAAAGAGCCCGUUAAUCUAAUCUGGUCCUUAAUCUGCAUAUUUAUGGAAACCUGUUUUAAGCAUUCAUUUGAUAUUGAUAUCAAUUUUAAGCUCUAUGUACUAGUGCACUUGACCUUGUGACAAAUAAGGUGUCAUACAGCAGCAGGAAAUGUGGACACAAGAAUUUGUGUUUUGCUAGUGAGGUCAAAGGGCAUACUAGCCCAGCCCUUAACAUGGAUAUCAACGAUAUUGAAUACUUUAAUUCUCAGUGCACUAAGAGGAUGAUGGGGAAAAAAAUGCCCUAAGGUUUGGGACAUAUUGCAUUUGGGGUCUGUCGGGGCUUUGGAAUGUCAGCAAAAUCUUUUCUCGCUGACGUGGCCCAUGAAGUGACACAACGCUCAAUAAAGCAGUACUUGUA